UACUUGCACCCAAUAAAUAUGCCAUUAGAGAGAGAACCAGCGAACGAGGAGGAGGAGAGAGAGAGAUGGCGGGUGCAUUCUGGGGAACACGAUUGAUGGAGAUAGUGAAGAAGCACGACUCGGGUGGUCUGGUUUGGAAGAGAAUAAAGCUCACACCCACUCGUAAGGCCAAUGCCAAGAAGCGUCUCCUUCGCGUUUGGCAGAAUGAGGCUGUCUUGAGGGCGUGUUCUGAAGGACCUCCUUCAAAAGCUGCUGAAGUUUGUGAAAAAGCAAAGGGAGUAGCCAAGAGUGAGUGAGAACUUGGAAGGAGUAAUUUGACUUUUGCUCACUUGGUUUCUCUUUUCAACUGUUUUGUAUAAACAUAAUGUUUAGUUUUGUUUGAUGUUUGAGGAUAAACUUAACUCAAACAUUAACAAUUCUCCAUUUUGAUAUCUACUACAUAUGCAGAAUCCACUAGAUUAAUAUGUUAAAAUCAUUUUUUGGGCUCUGAACUGUGUGGCAGUUACUGGUAUGGACAUAUUUUCACAACGUAGUUAAUGAAUACAAAUAUCCCAGUGUUUUUGGCUAA
Molecule: messenger RNA, 568 nt
Organism: Humulus lupulus (European hop)
Lineage: Eukaryota; Viridiplantae; Streptophyta; Magnoliopsida; Rosales; Cannabaceae
Exons: 2
Coding region: 66-296 (76 amino acids)
Source: RefSeq, a predicted model, not a curated record